This is a messenger RNA of Mytilinidion resinicola, 1828 nucleotides long. RefSeq lists its product as uncharacterized. The record is from RefSeq and is a predicted model, not a curated record. The coding region runs from base 61 to 1785 and encodes 574 amino acids. NCBI's taxonomy places the organism in Eukaryota, Fungi, Ascomycota, Dothideomycetes, Mytilinidiales, Mytilinidiaceae. Gene Ontology annotation, cellular component: lipid droplet. The transcript has 6 exons.
UCCACCACGACAUCCCGCCAAGUUAAUACGCUGACCUUCAUGUCAUGUUGACCCUCUACAAUGUCUGGCACCAGCGAUGCUAGCACGACCGAUGUCGACUCUAGUCCCUCCGACGCGACCACAGCGCCGCCUUUGUCGGCUCUCUUUCUGAUCAAGUUCGACCAGAAGGUAGGCUACUCAAUUGCCUGGAAGCGAUCGGCUGCCAAUGUUGUCCUUGAUGGCACCGUCGAGUUCAAAUCCCUCCCUUCCGGCCUACAUACUGUAAAAGAGGACCUUGUAUACUUUGUGCACGAGGGGUACGCUGGCCUAAGCGCAUUUGUGAAUGGACCGGGUUCAGAGGCGGAGCGCAACGCACACCUUGUUGCAGUGGGCAUCUUGGUGCCAUUGAGUUAUGGAAGGCUUGGACGGAGCUGGCUCCAUGCCCAAGCUCUCCAGAACUUAGCUGCGGUAUUGGUCGACGAUGUGUCCAGAACCGAACCCUUAGAAACAUACUGGGAGAAGCACGGAGCGAAUGGCGACGGGGACACUCAAAACCUCAAGUCUUCCACCAUAUCAUCCGGCUCAAACCCAAGUCCGUGGAAAACACAUAACAGGAGCCGCGCCCUUUCGAGUCUGGUUGCUGUCAUCCCUUCGGAGCAAUCCCUACCACCUUGGCAUCCUGCUUUGUCUAUUGUAAAAUACAUCGAUACCUUUGGUCCCUUAGUAUUCCCUUUACAACGGGCUGCUCUGCUUCGGAAGCGGAUUCUGUUCAUGACGUCCGCGCCUGUCCGACCGGCCUGCGAAUUUGUGUACGACCUUUCUAUUCUCUCGAGUAUUCCCGGAUCCGUUUCCGAGCUUCUUCCUCCUGGCUCGGAGUCUCUUCACAGGCUCCGUUCCCUAUUCACAUUAGGUAUACACGAUAUACCGCUUCUAGAAAAAAUGUCGGUCCCGCAUGGUGCACCAGGAGCAACCCAAAACCCAGAUGAUGACGACACUUACGGCUGGGUUGCUUGCACGACCGACGAGAUAUUAACAAUCAAGCAAAAACUAUACGAUAUCAUUGUCGAUAUACCACCUACUCCGAACAACACAACGGAAACUAAACGAUGGUCGACUAUCAAGACAUCAGAUGGAGCAGAGAUCAAAGCUUCACAGAGAGAUCUAAGACGCUUCAAGCUUCUUUACCACGAGCUAUGGAAGAUCCGGCACCGUGUGCAAUCCGACCAUGACGACGGAGACGAAGACACGGAUGACCGUACCUCUUUAUUACCGCACGACUCUGAAAACGAGAGCGAAGACGAAAGCGACGAGGGCUACGACGACAAGCUCAUUGAGCCAAUGACAUGGGCUCAACUCGCCUACUCAGGCUUUAUGUGGUGGGCGUCUGCCGGCGAAAAGGACUCCUACCUAACGGAAGAAGCGGAUGGUGACCGAGAAAUCCUCGGCGACAUCUCCGACUUCGUGCCCGGCGGCAUGCAUAUGGAGAGCAACGGUGCAGACCCCAUGACAGCGAGUGGGCUCGCCCAGACGGGACUACACACUGCUAUAAUCGCCUACUUCCACCGCUUAACGUCGCUCAUGGUAACUACGCUGGCCGACUUGAUCGAGUGCUCGGAUGACGAGGACCUGACUGGAGAAGAGAACACGGUUCUGCAGGUGACGAGCGAAGAUAUCGCGAGGAUGGGCUUGGAAGCGUGGAGCGAGUCGGACAAGGCGUUUGCGAAGGAUUUCCUGAUGACGUACUUUGGCAGGGAGGCGGAGGUGCAUGGGGCUAGUCUGGAGUGUUGUGGGAUUAGGAUCUGCUAGGGCGCUUGAAUACGGCUGGAGUUGGAGUACAGUACAGUAGCAU